Molecule: messenger RNA, 3084 nt
Organism: Cricetulus griseus (Chinese hamster)
Lineage: Eukaryota; Metazoa; Chordata; Mammalia; Rodentia; Cricetidae
Source: RefSeq, a predicted model, not a curated record
CCUUCUGUUUGGCUUUUAGCAAAGUUCCAAUGGGCCGGUGAAGAAGUCCAUGCGGGAGAAGGCUGUGGAGCGAAGGAAUGUUAAUAAGGAGCACAACAGCAACUUUAAAGCUGGCUACAUCCCUAUUGAUGAAGAUCGUCUCCAUAAGACCGGGUUGAGAGGAAGAAAGGGCAACUUGGCCAUCUGUGUGAUUGUCCUCCUGUUUAUCCUGGCCGUCAUCAAUCUACUCAUUACGCUUGUCAUCUGGGCUGUGAUUCGCAUUGGGCCAAAUGGCUGUGACAGCAUGGAGUUCCAUGAAAGCGGGCUGCUGCGAUUCAAGCAAGUGUCUGACAUGGGUGUCAUCCACCCGCUCUAUAAAAGCACGGUGGGAGGAAGGAGGAAUGAAAAUCUGGUCAUCACUGGCAACAACCAGCCAAUUGUUUUUCAGCAAGGGACAACCAAACUGAGUGUAGAAAAGAACAAAACGUCUAUCACCAGUGACAUUGGAAUGCAGUUUUUCGACCCAAGGACACAAAAUAUCUUAUUCAGCACAGACUACGAGACUCAUGAGUUUCAUUUGCCAAGUGGAGUGAAAAGUUUGAACGUUCAGAAGGCAUCCACUGAGAGGAUUACCAGCAAUGCUACCAGUGACUUAAAUAUCAAAGUUGAUGGGCGUGCGAUUGUUCGAGGAAAUGAAGGCGUGUUCAUCAUGGGCAAAACCAUUGAAUUUCACAUGGGGGGUAAUGUGGAGUUAAAGGCUGAAAACAGCAUCAUCCUCAAUGGAACUGUGAUGGUCAGCCCAACGCGACUUCCCAGUUCCUCCAGUGGGGACCAGUCGGGAAGUGGUGACUGGGUGCGCUACAAGCUCUGCAUGUGUGCAGAUGGCACGCUCUUCAAAGUACAAGUAACAGGCCACAACAUGGGCUGCCAGGUAUCAGACAACCCUUGUGGAAACACUCAUUAGAAGCUCCAUCCCCAGGGGUCAAUAUGUUCUGAUCUCAACUUGACUUUUCUUUUCAUGAAUGCAUGUGAACCAUGUUUUACAGAGUUUGCCAUACCAUGUGUUUGAACUGGGGAGCACCACUGUAUCUAGUAUGUACUCUCCAUAUUUAAGGAAUUUUUGAGUGCCUAAAUUCUAAUAUGCUUUAUUAAGUUGCACUGACACUAAAAUGACAGUUCUCUAAAAUAACUACGAGAAAUUAAUAAAAUCAAAAAUAAUCUUGGGAGUGUUUUUUUAAACAUUCUACUAUCUCUUAUCUAAAGGACAAAGGGCUGAAGAGUUAAGACUCACUGUAAGUCGGUCUUUGGUUAUGUCCAAUGGGGAAAGAUCCACUAGAGAUGUUUGGAGGACACAAUGCCACUGUGCUCUUUCUUUUGGCUUUUAACCCAAAGCCACAUUUUCACAGACAAGUCAUUGAAGAACUUUCCAUAUAUGAACUUGUAAGAAACAGUGUUUCCUUAGUUUUGCACUAAAGAAAAUACUCUGUCAUGGAAUGUUUACUUGAAAUAAUGAUACAUGUAAGUAUCUGCAAUGUGUAGACAUUAAAACCCAAUCCCAGUCCUCACUGCUAUGUGGUAACAGUAACUGCCAUCACUGGGCCUCCUCUUCCCCAACACUGUCCUGGGCUUCGUGCCCUUACUCUAAUUCUCACUGCACCACUCUCAGUGAGUGCUUCAGUCCCAGCUUCACCCAUCAGGACAAUUAAAGUCAGAGAAGUCAAGGAACUUGCCCCAUACCACACAGUAAAGGAUAGACUUGAGGUUGGAAUUCAAGUACGAUUCUAAACUAGAUGAACCUGAUUCCAAAUGUGUUUCUGUCUUUUAUACUCUAAACUGAAUUUUCAAUUAUUUAAAAUUCUCAAAAGCUGGAAAAAGCCUAAUAGGUAAUAGCCUAAUUUGCCUAAUAGGUAAAAAUGAAACAUGUGUACUAUUCUAGUCACAAUACUAACAUGUUAGCAAAACAUGACCAAUCACUGUCAGAUUUUUAACUAUCUUGAGCCAAUUCCAAUCUGUCAUUUGAUAGACAGAUCUGCUUGGUCUGCUUGCAACAUGGGAGCACCUGAAUGAGUUACAGAGAGACCAGUACAGAUUUCCUUAAGCCCUGGGGAAGCUCAGUGGAAAGGGGGAGUCUAGGCCUCAAUAGGCCCUACUGCCCCGAUGCAUUUCCUCCAGUGUCCCAUACCAGCAUCACCCUUUAGAAGUAUACUGUGCCUAGAAACUAGUAUACACUAGGUUAAAGGGUGCUAAUGCAGGAGAUGAUGCAGGCUAUUUUAGCUAGGUAUAAAACUUUUAUCUCUGCUCCUCAUCUCACUGUCUCAUUGUUACUAUUUACAGCCCUCAAGCCAGUUGAUUCUUAGUGUAUUUUAUACUUGAUUUGAAAGGAAUUUCUGGUAUUACUAAGAUAUGUGGGAUCAGGGUCCCAGAAUACAUAGCUGUAAAGUAGACAGCAGGGAGGUAUCAUGGACCUAGCUACACAGAAAGACACUUGCAUUCUGUCAUGGUCACUUAGAACUGUGUGGAUAAGAAAAUCAAUAUAUAAAAUAAUUUGUGUUCAAUAUUGUCAUAAUUCUGUCAAAUGGAGAAACUGAAUACCUUAUAGAUUGUGAACUCAGGCUGAGGUAAGAAGUGGCUUGAGACCUGACACUAAGUGCAGGUUUUAGAUGUAAAGAAAGAGUGAUUUAUACCUUUGGAUAUAUUCAAGUAUUGUUUAAUAACUAAAAAGUGCUCAGAAAAAUCAUGUUUGAAAUUCUCAUUUCCAUGCUCAGUGUAUUUUUAAAUUGUACAUUUGUUACGUGUUCUUUUUAAAUCUGUUUUAAGAAUUUCUUUAAAUAAAUAUUUUUACUCAAACCACAGAACACUAUAUUACUAAGUAUUAUUUACUAAAUGCAAUUCAUGAACAAAUGUAUUUUUACAUUUCCUUGAAAAGCACUUAUGUUUUGAUACAUCUCUAUCGAGCACUUUAAUGUAAGAGGACAUCCUGAUGCUCUAUGAAGCCGGUGAUGCCUGGGGAUGACAUUUUAGAAUCCACUACAGUGAAGCACUGACCUGGAGUCUCUCCUGUGAAACCAAGCAAGAUCACAUUCUCUUGGUCCACAGUGAAGUCGG